AUGGAGAAAGCUUAUUCAAAGUCAGUUUUACAAAUUCCAUCGAAAAAAUUAGAAACUAGAGAUCUAAAUCAAUCGAAUAACUAUUCAACAAGAAAAUCCAAAUGUACUAUUCGACGAUAUAAUGUAAACAACUCAUGUGCAGUCACGUAUAGUGAUACUUUUACAUAUACUGCAUUUCCAACAACAGCUCAAUGUUCAAAUUGGCAAACUUUUACAAGUACUUUAACUUGUCGAAGCUAUUCCAAAAUGCAUAUUUAUGGUUCAAAUGAUCAAACAGGCGCGGUUUUAACAGAUUCAUUUGUCGUCACUGCACUUGCUGCAGCUUUGAGAUAUAAUGGAUCAAUUACUAUUAAUUCAAAUGGAGCUAUUUGGAGUGUUGGUUCAUGUUGGGGUGGUUAUGGAAUUGGUUCGACCGGUAGUUGUAAUUGUGGUAAUGGCUAUGCAGUUAGACCAUGUGUCACUUCUACUUACUAUUGGGGAGGAACAGCUGGUACAAUAUGUAAUGCACAAUCACAAACUCUAUCGAUUUCUUUUUCAUGA
Adineta ricciae is the source of this 540-nucleotide messenger RNA. Lineage: Eukaryota; Metazoa; Rotifera; Eurotatoria; Adinetida; Adinetidae. The record is from the annotation of a GenBank genome assembly.